GAAAAUAUAUUCAACAAAACCAUAGAAGAAAACUUUCCCAACCUAAAGAAGGAAAUGCCUAUGAAGAUACAUGAAGCUUACAGAUCAUCAAAUAGACUGGAACACCCCCCCUCCAAAUCUCCUCAACACAUAAUAAUCAAACCACUAAUCAUACAGAAUAAAGAAUAAUAUUAUGCGCUUCAUGGGAAAAUGGCUGAGUAACUUAUAAAGGCAGAUCCAUCAGAAUAACAAGCAACUUCUCAAUAUAGACUCUGAAAGCCAGAAGAUUCUGGAAAGACCUUAUGUAUAACCUGCUUUUAAAUCAUUUUUUUGUAUUGUCAGUCAGUUGUAGGCACUUGGUUAUGUAGUUAGAUGGUCAGGGGAAUUUACUGAGAGCAUCCAUCCACAUACUACAGGUUCCCAGCAUCUUCCCUGGUCCUCCUCUCCCAUCUUCCAUGUUGUCAGAUAUGAUGUUAGCCUGUGUACAUCAAAAAAAUCUAACUGAUCCAGGAGAUUCUGCUGGGCUCAGUGUUUUCUGGGUGCAUCUCACUGUUUUCUCUGAAACACUGGCCACAAGUCUCUUACAUAGGAUUUGGGUUCAGCAGGAAACAGCAUCACUCCUACCCACAAUAUCUUUGAGAAUUGAAGCCAGUUACAGGAAGUAUAUGGAGGAAGCAUUGCCUUGUCCAGAGCUUUGGUAUAGAAUUGAGUUGCCAGAGACAAGUCUUGAGCAAGAGCAUAUCCUCUUUCUGUUUUGUACUGGAUGUCUUCAUCCUUGACAGGGGUUCCGGGUUGCAGUCUGGUCUAUCCCAUGGGUGUGUCCUGCUGUGCAGACUGUAUCACCAGUUCUGUUUGCUGUUUAUGUGGAGAUCUGGUAUGAGGCUCUGCCAUGGUCCUUGGCGCUGCUCUUCUUGGACUUGGGUUUUUAAUGGCACAGAAGAUUUGGGCACAAUAUGGGCCACCACCCCAGCCUUCCAUCUGGGCAGUUCCAGGAUCUGUGAUUUCCACAGGCAGUGCUGUGACCAUCUUCUGCAGGACUCCUCCAGGAGUGACUACUGUGCGUCUAAUCAAUGAUAAAGAGUGGUUUGAUUGUACCCUACAGGGAGACCAGGAAGUGUGUGAGUUCAGUCUGAAGAAUAUGAUAUACAGGAAUGCAGGGGUUUACCACUGUGAAUACUACGAUGGAAGUAAAUGGUCCCAAGUUAGUGACAAACUGGAGCUGGUGGUGACAGGUGUUUAUAAGGAGAAGCCAUCUCUUACUGUUGAUUCAGGACUUCAGGGAUUCUCAGAAAUCAAUGCAAUUCUCAACUGCCACAUACAUGGUUCCUUUAAUAUCUUCAUCCUCUGCAGAUGUGGAAAUGCUUCCUUUCCUCAGAACUGUUCACGGCAGGACCACAACACCUUCCUCAUCUCUCAUGUGAGCCUGGAGCACCUGAGGACCUACAGAUGCUUUGGCUCUUACAAACAAAAUUCCUACUUGUGGUCACUGCCUAGUGACCCCCUUGAGUUUUCAAUCCCAGGGCAUCCACCCCAGCCUUCCAUCUGGGCAGUUCCAGGAGCUGUGAUUUCCACAGGCAGUGCUGUGACCAUCUUCUGCAGGACUCCUCCAGGAAUGACUCGUGUGCGUCUAAAGCAUUUUGUACUCGAUGGAAAGUGGUUUGAUCGUAUUGCACAGGGAGCCCAGGAGGUGUUUGAAUUCAGUCUGCAGAAUAUGACACAAGGCAGUGCUGGGAUUUACUACUGUGACUACUCCAAGGGAGGUGAAUCGCCACAAAUUAGUGACAAACUGGAGCUGGUGGUGACAGGUGUUUAUAAGGAGAAGCCAUCUCUUACUGUUGAUUCAGGACCUCAGGGAUUCUCAGAAAUCAAUGCAACUCUCCACUGCCACAUACAUGGUUCCUUUAAUAUCUUCAUCCUCUGCAGAGGUGGAAAUGCUUCCUUUCCCCAGAACUGCUCACGGCAGGACCACAAGACAUUCCUCAUCUCCCAUGUGAGCCUGGAGCACCUGAGGACCUACAGAUGCUUUGGCUCUUACAAACAGAAUUCCUACUUGUGGUCACUGCCUAGUGACCCCCUUGAGUUUUCAAUCCCAGGUCCAUCUGUUCACAUUGUGGUUUGGGUCUCAGUUGCUGCUGUUUGCUUCCUCCUGUUCCUCCUUCUUCUCUUCAUCUGCCUCUGCUGCCAUUGUGCCAAAUGCAGGGCUUCCAAUGGUAAGACCAGGAGCCAUGUGAAAUAUAAGAGUUCUAGCACAGCCAUGGACAUCGAGGAAAAACAUAAAUAUGACUUGGAGGGUAUUCAGCCUGAGGACUGUAGGAAGGUGGACACACAGGUGUCUGCAGCAGAAAACUCACAGGAGGUGACUUAUGCACAGCUAUGCCAAGAGAACUUCAGGAAUAACAUGAAUCCGCUUCCCUCCAAUACUCCUCAGGGCACAUCUACACAUACUUGUGUGUAUGCCACCCUCACAUUAUCCCAAGAGAAGAGUCAGAGCUAAGUGUUCCACUGUUUCUUCAGCACAGGGUGGCCUCAUGAAGGACACUUCUCACAUUUUUCAACUCAAGCCAUUAGCUGGAGCUCCAACGGACUCAAGUGUAGAGAAGCUUGUUAACUGCAAAGGAACUUGGAGCUUGUAAACAUUGCUCAGCAAACUUCUGAUUCCUUGUGAUUUGCUCACUCAUAGAUGUACCUGUCAAAUGUGUGCUGUGCAGCAAUCCUUCUGUACAUUGUGCGAAUAGAUGUUGCUAUGAUUGGUUUAAGAAACAAGCUGACUGGCCAAUAGCUGAACA
Messenger RNA from Peromyscus leucopus (white-footed mouse), 2765 nucleotides. Its product is annotated as leukocyte immunoglobulin-like receptor subfamily A member 3. The record is from RefSeq and is a predicted model, not a curated record. Lineage: Eukaryota; Metazoa; Chordata; Mammalia; Rodentia; Cricetidae. The transcript has 11 exons. The coding region runs from base 869 to 2473 and encodes 534 amino acids.